Penicillium canariense is the source of this 945-nucleotide messenger RNA. RefSeq lists its product as uncharacterized. The record is from RefSeq and is a predicted model, not a curated record. NCBI's taxonomy places the organism in Eukaryota, Fungi, Ascomycota, Eurotiomycetes, Eurotiales, Aspergillaceae. The coding region runs from base 1 to 945 and encodes 314 amino acids. The transcript has a single exon.
AUGCAAGGAUCGGCGAGGAGAAAUAUCAUGACGUUUAGAGAUUUGUGCGGCGAGGACGCUCUAAAAAAGGUUAUUCUUGUCACAACAAUGUGGGACAAGGUCUCAAGUUCCGAAGGCAAUAUGCGUGAGCAGGAAUUGAAAGACAAAAAGGAGUUCUGGGGUUACAUGAUGGGCAAGGGAAGCACCUGUCAUCGACAUGAAAAUACCAAGGCUUCAGCAAGGGAUAUCGUACACCUGCUAGCCAAGCACAAGAACCCCAUAGUCACGGACAACCAGAAACAGCUUGUCGACCAGAACCUCAAUCUUGAUCAAACAUCGGCCGGCAAGGGGCUGCAAAGCGAGACCCUAAAAGAAAGAGCAAAAUGGAUGAAGGAGAGGCAACAGUUUGAGCAGGAGCUACGAGAAGCGAGACUGCAACAGGACCGCGAGAGAGAAGAAAUCAUACGUGAGGAGCAGGAUAUACGUGCAGAAAUGAUAAGGAAGGCGGAUCAGGAUAUGGCCGCCCUGCGCUUGAAUAUGGAGAAUCUGCUCGCCAAGCGAGAAGAGCGCGAGGCACAAAUGGAGAAGCGCAUGGAAGAGCGCCUGGAGAGGCAGAUGCAAAAGAAGCAGGCUGCUCAUGACAAAGAGAUAAAAAGGAUCCGAAUGAAAAAGGAGGCCGAACUGGAGGCAGCGAAAAAACAACAGAAGCAAGCUAGACGCGAGCUGGAAAAGCUCGAGCGGAAGAAGGAGGAGAUGAAGGCCGAACAAGAGAGAAAAGCUGAACAGAAGAGAAAUUCAAAGGCUUUACAAGCUAGCAAUCAGACCAUAAUAUCCUCAUCAAACGCGGCAGGUUACUCUCCCUGGUCGGUAACCAUGGGGGAAAACAUUUGUGCUGUUAGUGGCCCAAAAUCAUACAAGUGGUAUGCUCACCUCCCCGAUGGUUCGACUGUUCGAAACACUGAAUAG